GGAUUAAUUCAUAUGUGUACGGCGCCUCAGGGAUGGACGAACGCCGUAGCAAUUGUUCAGAGAUAUAUGAUGAGAGUCAUGCAACCACUUUGUCCGGACGUGACCUCACCUUAUAUAGAUGACGUGGCCAUACCUGGGCCGCGCGUGAAGGAUGAGACGGAGGUGCUGCCAGGCGUUCGAAAGUUUGUUUGGGAGCACGUUCGUAACGUGGAGAAGGUCCUGUCCAAGUUAAAGGAGUACAACCUCACCGCCAGCGGUGUCAAAUCUCGACAUUGUAUGCGUGAGGUAACUAUCUUGGGCUUCUUGUGCGAUGAGAAGGGUCGUCGGCCAGAUUCCAAGAAGACAAACAAGAUUCUGGAAUGGCCGACUCCGCUUAAGUCCAUCACUGAUGUGCGCAGUUUUUGGGGGACUUGCGGAUUCUGGCGCAUCUUCAUUCGCAAGUUUGCAGCAAGGGUGAAGCACCUACGAAAGUUGGUGCGUAAAAAUCAAGAAUGGGAAUGGGGUCCAAGACAACAGGCGGCGGUGGACGAUAUCAAGGCUCAGUUCCGAGAAGGAGGAUUGAUCCUGGGGGUCCCGUGCUUUGACAAUGACCCGAAUCGGCCCUUUGUGGUUGAAACGGAUGCAGGCCCCACAGCACUGGGUGGUGUCCUCAUCCAAAAGGAUGGAGAAGGGCGAGAAAGGCUAUUGAGAUUUGAAAGUCGAAUGUUGAAUGAGGCGGAACGGAAAUAUUCCCAAUUUAAAAAGGAAACCCUUGCAGUGCUUCAUUGUUUCAAGAUCUUCCGAAACUAUGUGUUUGGGAGACGGUUCGUCCUGCGGGUGGAUCCAACUGCCCUGGCGCAGUCACUAAGGAAUUACUCUCCCUCGGAUCCAACUAUUGCUCGAUGGUUGAUCUAUAUCUGGAUGUUCGAUUUCGAGAUCAAGCGCAUUGCAGGAGCGAAAAAUCGAGCAGAUGGAUUGAGUCGGAUCGAGUGGGACUCCUCGAAAGAUCAGGCAGAAGACUCGGUUCCUGUGGAUGGGUUCUUGGAGGCGGACGAGCAACAAUUAAGUAUCAAUGUUUGGGAGUACAUCACUAAUUCCUCGUCCCGACCUGGGAAGUCUAUCUGGAGUUCGCCGAGUUGUUAUCAAAGGCGUUCAGAACUUGUAAGGAGAGAGUCCUUUAUUGAGGAGGAUCCUUGGGGCGAACGAUCUGCUGAGCAAAUGAUGAGGUUGGCAUUGUCGGAUCCGGUACGACUGUCGGAAGAGCCACUUACGAUUGAAGGAGGACAUGAGCAAGGCGACGAAAUCCUCAGGAUCUCCGGGGGGAAUGGUAUUUCUCAUUAAUUCGUUAAUACAGGAAGAUCGCGACAAGUUAAUGUUGGAAGAAGGGGAAGGCAGUGAGAUCAAAGAAGCCUUUCGCGAG
This is a messenger RNA of Chara braunii, 1399 nucleotides long. The record is from the annotation of a GenBank genome assembly. NCBI's taxonomy places the organism in Eukaryota, Viridiplantae, Streptophyta, Charophyceae, Charales, Characeae.